AUGGCCGCAGCGAGCAGGGCGUCUCUGGUGCUGUUCCUGCUGGUGGCGAGCGCGGUGCUGAGCCUGCUGGCCCCCGGCGCGAGCGCGGCGACGUGCGCACCGACGCAGCUGACCCCGUGCGCGCCGGCGAUCGUGGGGAACGCGGCGCCCACCGCGGCGUGCUGCGCGAGGCUCAAGGCGCACCCGGCGAGCUGCUUCUGCCAGUACAAGAAGAACCCCAACAUGCAGCGCUACGUCAACUCCCCCAACGCCAAGAAGGUCUUCGCCGCCUGCAAGGUGCCCCUGCCCAAGUGCUGA
This is a messenger RNA of Miscanthus lutarioriparius, 297 nucleotides long. Lineage: Eukaryota; Viridiplantae; Streptophyta; Magnoliopsida; Poales; Poaceae. The record is from the annotation of a GenBank genome assembly.